Nanorana parkeri is the source of this 2745-nucleotide messenger RNA. RefSeq names its product toll-like receptor 2. Gene Ontology annotation, biological process: inflammatory response; immune response; toll-like receptor signaling pathway. NCBI's taxonomy places the organism in Eukaryota, Metazoa, Chordata, Amphibia, Anura, Dicroglossidae. Gene Ontology annotation, molecular function: protein binding; transmembrane signaling receptor activity. The transcript is spliced from 3 exons. The record is from RefSeq and is a predicted model, not a curated record. Gene Ontology annotation, cellular component: membrane. The coding region runs from base 190 to 2745 and encodes 851 amino acids.
UGCUGGCUUCUGCUGGAAAGGUGCCAAACUGUGGACCAAGAUGACACAACCCGCAUUCACCACCCAUAAUCUUUUGGACAGCCCUCCGGUCACCUAAAGCAAAUGCACCUAAACCACAAUGCUGCUGACAUCACAGAAGACUCACGAUAAUGAACUCUGUGAGAAAAAGAAGAUGUGGAUUGCCUAGAUAUGUUCCAGUCCAUUGGGUGGUUGAUGACCCUCAUAGUCUUGACCGGAGCUUUGCCACGGUGCCAGGGGGCUUGUGGCGUCAGCACGGAUGGAAAAAGCGUCACUUGCAAAGGACAGAACCUGAAACAGGUCCCUCAGAAUCUCUCAGAGAGCCUGGUGUACCUGGACCUAUCGUACAACAAAAUUUCGGCAAUAGGAGCAGAUGACUUUUUCCAAUAUCCCAAGCUACACACGUUAAACCUGAGCUACAACAAUAUAUCGUACGUUGACAAUAGAACAUUUCAGUACAACGUACUCAUAAGGAACUUGAGUUUGUUUAAUAACUCCCUCAGUGAGAUUCCUCAUUCUUCCUUGGAAGAUCUGGGAGACUUGCAGAUCUUUGACUUGUCCAACAACCUCUACAAACGUGUAACUCUUGAAGACGUCUUCGGCACUCUGGUAAAACUGAAAGAUUUGUCCGUAGGAGGUCCUCUGGUCUCCGGCAUCUUCAAAGAUGACUUUGCUUCCAUCCAAAAUAUCAAUCUUAUUAGGUUUGCUUUGAAAUCCAAGUCCAGCUUAGACUAUUAUGAACCCGGGGCCUUCUCAUUCCUUGACACACAGAAUUUGUGGCUCGACAUCGCUGUGGACAAAAACGCAACACUUUUUGGUGCUAUGUUGAAGGAUUUGACAAAUAAAUCCUUCACUAGCCUUCGUUUUCGGAAUUUGUUUGAGUUGUCCUAUUAUGCGGGCAUUGAGGAUAUAUUUUCUUAUCUACCAUAUAUUGAUGUAAGAGGCCUGGUCUUCUACAGAGGGAAAUUCAAUGAGAACCUCUUACGUCUGGUCUUGCAGAAUGUCCAAGUAUCUUCAAUAAGGAAUCUUUACCUGGUUUCCAUCGAUUUUGCCCGUUCUCCAAAUGCCAAUAAAUCAGAAGUCAUCAUUGACAACUUACAUUUGGACAACCUGGUGAUACAGGAUGUCACCAACCCAGACAUACUUCGAUUUGACUGGACAUUCACUUGGUUCAACAAGGUCACUAGCCUCAGUAUCAUUAAUGUGAACUUCAACUUUGUUCCUUGCGAUGCUUGGGGCCAGAUGAGCAAUGUGGUUGUGCUAAACGUAUCAGGAAACCGUCUCUUGGCCUCGUACCUGUUUAACCUGUUGUGUAGCGAUCAUAUUUUACCCAACAUUAAGAUAUUUAAUGCCAGCGACAAUGUGAUGCGCAGUCUCAAGACGGUAUCUUUGUUGACAGCUCGGUGGCCAAAACUCACCCACCUUGACCUUAGAUCAAACAACCUUGGGAGCCUCGACGAAACUUGUGUGUGGACAUCUAACAUCAAAGUUCUUAUUUUGAAGGACAAUUUGCUCCGGUACGAAGUGUUCCGCUGUCUACCUACAACAGUGGAACACUUGGACCUCUCCAAUUCCCAGCUCGAGAGAUUGAACAUGCAUUACUUUGACAUGGCCACCAAUUUGACAAAACUGAUACUUAGCAACAAUAAAAUCAAGUUCAUACCCUCAGGGUGGCGCAGUCCCAACCUUCAAGUGCUGGCACUGGAAGGCAAUUCCUUUGGAGUUAUUGAUCAGGGUUCUUUUCGAGAUUUGCCCCAGUUGACACACUUGACAGCGGGCAACAAUCCUUACCACUGUACAUGUGACCUUUAUGCCUUCAUCACAGACACUCUGAAAGAAGGGUCUUUGGGUCUUGAUGACUGGCCCGAUAAUUAUUACUGCUAUCACCCCCCGUAUUUGUUGGACACUAGGAUUGAACACUUCAGCCCUGGAAGGCUGGAGUGUAGCGUUGGCUUGGUGGUGGCCAUAUCUGCGUCGGUGACGGCUUUCGUUGUCAUUGUCUGCAUGUUGCUGUGUUGGAGAUUCGAUGUACCAUGGUACAUUCGAGCGACUUGUCAAAUAAUCCAAAUGAAAUAUCGGUCGCGGAAGGCAAAACACAGCAGAGACUAUGACUACCACGCCUUCAUCUCUUACAGCUAUUCGGACGCUGAUUGGGUAAGAGGGGUUCUACUCCGCCAUCUGGAGAACUCUGACCCACCCUACAGAGUAUGCAUCCAUGAGAGAGACUUUCUGCCAGGGAAAUGGAUUAUCGAUAACAUCAUAGAGAACAUUGAGAACAGCCAAAAGAUCAUCUUCAUUCUGUCACACAACUUCAUCAACAGUGAGUGGUGUAACUACGAGCUCUACUUCGCCCACCAAAGGGCCAUUGGCCACGCGUUUGAAGACGUUAUCCUGGUGGUCAAGGAAAGCGUCAGUAUGGAAGAUCUGCCAAAAAGAUUCCACAGGCUACGGAAAAUUCUUAGGACCAAAACGUAUUUGGAGUGGCCUAUGGAGGAAAGCAGACAACCCUUCUUUUGGGUCCAACUCAAGAGCAUCUUAGGGAAGGGCAGCUCAAGUAUUAAGGGACAAGAUAAUGUAUCUCUGGUCAAUGAAACUGUUAUUAGGGGGCAGGAGAGCAGCUCUGAGGAAAUGUCAACCCCCACAGAGGCCACCCCUACAGAGACCACCCCCACAGAGGACAGCGAUGUGAAUACACCUGAAAACCAGACAUUUUCUUGUAUUUUAUGA